Messenger RNA from Cebus imitator (Panamanian white-faced capuchin), 2177 nucleotides. RefSeq names its product chromosome unknown C1orf21 homolog (gene CUNH1orf21). NCBI's taxonomy places the organism in Eukaryota, Metazoa, Chordata, Mammalia, Primates, Cebidae. The transcript has 6 exons. The record is from RefSeq and is a predicted model, not a curated record. The coding region runs from base 507 to 872 and encodes 121 amino acids.
UCGAGUGAGUGACUGGGCGAGCAGCUCCCCUCCCUCGCUCGCUCCCCGCCAGCUCCGGCUCGCUCCCUGCCCACUCCCGGGGGAACGUUCCGUGCCGCGGCCGCCGCGGCCGCCGCUUCUUUCACACUUUAGUUGGGAGCUGCGCGCCGCGCUCAGUUACUGGAGACCUGGCCGCGCGCCGCCGCCUCCCGCACGCUCGCACGCGGGCCCGGCUCCGGGGUUUUGGGUUCUUACUCCAAGCGGCGGAGAGGAGCGGGAGCCUCGGACACACUGUGGGGACGAGGAGGAAGAGGAGGAGGAGGGAGGAAGAAAAACGGCGAGGAGGACAGGGGCGGGGGGCGGGAGGCUUGCCACCUUCAGCCCCCCCGCGAGCGCCCAAGGUGCACAUAUCUUGACCAACUCAGCAGCAAGGUGGAUUUUCUUUGUGUUUAAAGAAAAAAACAAUGUCCCUGUGUCUGUAGAGAUGAUUUGCAGUUCAGCCCGGCUGAAGCUGACCGAAUGAGACUAUGGGCUGUGCCUCCGCCAAGCAUGUUGCCACUGUUCAAAAUGAAGAGGAGGCCCAGAAAGGGAAAAACUACCAGAAUGGAGAUGUGUUUGGCGAUGAGUAUAGGAUCAAACCAGUGGAAGAGGUCAAAUACAUGAAAAAUGGGGCAGAAGAAGAGCAGAAAAUAGCAGCCAGGAACCAAGAAAACUUGGAAAAAAGUGCCAGCUCAAAUGUCAGACUUAAAACUAAUAAAGAGGUUCCGGGAUUAGUUCAUCAACCCAGAGCAAACAUGCACAUCUCUGAAAGCCAACAAGAAUUCUUCAGAAUGCUGGAUGAAAAAAUUGAAAAGGGUCGGGAUUACUGUUCGGAAGAAGAGGAUGUCACAUAGCACCAAUUUUACCACUCAAACCAGGAGCUACUACUGUGUAAAUAGGUUACACCCCAGUUGAAAUCUUUGCAAAGGUCGGUUCUAUUCAGCGAACAGCACUAUAGCAAAAGAAGAUCGUUCCAUAUCGUACGCCCCAUUAAAUUACAGUGUUUCUUAAUGAACUUGCAAAGGAAUAUUGCUAAAAACAAACAAACAAAAAAAAACUGUUAUCGAACUUUCUUUGUUGCUGCUAGUUAAAACUUGUUGCAACUUUUCACUUCUCUUGUGUCCAGGUAUGCAGCAAAAUUCUGCAAUUUCACCUUAAAGAUACUGUUGGUUUUACAGAUGCUCUCCAACCUAUUUUCUAUAAGACGAGGUAGUGGUGAACUCAGAUAUCAAACUUCUAUUCUAAACUGGUUCUGCUUCUAAGACAAGCAUCUCCUGCCCUCUCUCCUUCCUCCCCAUCUCUCACACGCAGUCUAGAGAUGGACUGAGCCUUGCUUCUUGCUGGCAGUGUUAAGCUUUGGAGUUGGGAUGGUUGCUAUGGCAAGCCUUGUUCCUCUGCUCAGAAGAAGUGGAGAAACUAUUAUCAAUUAGAAGCAUGGUGUGAUGUGACUCCUGGAAGUGAUGUAGGGGUGAGUGGCAGGUUGUUUGAUUUCAUAGGUAUCUUAGUCAAGGAUUGAGCUUGCAGCAUUGGCUUUGCUCAGAUGCAGAUGGAAGUGUGAUCACAAUCAUUUUCAAUCCCUCUUCCUCACUUUUUUUUCUAAGAAAAUAAACAUUUUACUGUUUUUAUGGAUCCUUGUCUUCUCCCAUUCAUCCAGCUCAGUGUUUUAAGAUGAUCCUGGGUGCACAAGUUGAGCCCUCCUUUGCAUUGACAGUGAUAAUUAGCCUAAAGGGCUCCCUACCCUUCCAUUAAUAACCUACCAAGCAUUAGCAAGGAUGUAAGGGGCCUGAAGAGGUAAGGGGAGAUCCUAUGACUUUUUAGGAGGGCCUGAAACCUUCUUGUUACCUUUCAUUUUGUUAGCAAAUAAACCAUCCUAUUUCAUAACUCUCUCCCUUCAAAAUGCUACAUGAGCCUUGCCACUUCCUUUUUCUCUUAUUUCCAGCACACUAGAUACAGGAAAAGUGUUUGCCUACUCAAAAACAUAAGACUUUUAUGCUAAUGAUGAUAUUUGGAGAUGCGAAAGCCAGAAGCCCCUGGCCGUGGUGGGGAAUGUUGACCGAGUGUUCAGCAGAGUUUAUUUUUCCAUACUAUAUGAAGAGAAUGAUCUCUUCUCAAAGACAGAAGUGAUAUUUUUAACAAAUAUUGUCACAAGUAAAUAGCAA